Ambispora leptoticha is the source of this 424-nucleotide messenger RNA. The record is from the annotation of a GenBank genome assembly. Lineage: Eukaryota; Fungi; Glomeromycota; Glomeromycetes; Archaeosporales; Ambisporaceae.
CAAUCCGAGUAUUCCAGAAUCCAACGAGAAUGCAGAUGGAAAAGCAAAUAGCCCUAUCAGCAAUCCUUCCAGCAACGACCUUUCAUCAAAUGCUACAAAUCUGCCAAAUCCAAUAACAUCUGCUCAAGUCGCAUCAAAUUCAUCUAAAAGUACAAAAGCCGACAAUAAUUCCCCCGUCAUCAAUAAACAUUACUAUAAUCCGUCACUGCUACCUGCUGAUAACGAAAUUCCAGCGGAUAAUGCGGAUGAUACUGCGAAUGACUCUGUAGCGAACAAUUCUUCUACCUCUUCCGAUACCACGACUCAAACUGCGUUGUUCUCAUCUCCAAGUAAAAUACAUCAAAUUCAAGACCCAGUCGGACUAUCCACAGAAAAAGUCACCUCAGGCGCUCACCGAAAUAAUACAGGCUUAAUAAUUUAUGUG